GCUUGAGCUCCAAAAGCCUGGCAGCUCCUGGACCGUUGAAAACCGAGGGCCCAACAGCUCAGAGCCAGCGCAGGAUGCGAAGGGCCUGGCUGAGCCUUCAGAAACAGAUCAAAAGGUACAGCAAGCAGUGCCGCCGGCGCAAGAGAAGCAAGGUGCCGGCGCAGGCCCAAACACUUGGAGAAAAGCAACAGAGGCAGAGUUACGUGAGGUGCUCUUCGCGUCUCAAUUUGACGGCGAGUCUGGCAAUUGUUCCUAUGACUUCAAGCAUGCCUGUCUCGGGCGGCCAAGAGGUACCAGGCACAUGCUGGGCUCACAAAGAGACGUCCUUAAAGCGUCCCAGAUUUGGACCAAGGGAGGACGCAGCGACCAACACGCCUUGGAACCCUUGGACAAACUCUUGCGACACAUUGCCGUGACCCCGCCCUGCAUGUUGACCUUAGUGGGUGACAGCACGACCACCGACUUCUUCGUGGCCACCCUGCUGGGUGCCUUCCGCUUGGGUUGGCAGCGGACAUAUUGGUGCGGCCAAUUUGGCGCCAGCUACCUCCAUGGUGAAAAUCUCAGCGUGGAACUGAUCAAUGCCAACUGCAGCGGCUUCAGCAAGUACUUUACGCAGGUCUGGAUGCUCAAGGCUGCCCAUCCAGAGGUGGCAUUGCACCCAAAGUGCAAGCGACUUUCUUUGCUUCUUCACGUGCUGGACAGCACCACGGUACGGAUGCAGCAGCAGCGAGCGGAGCGCUUGCUGUGGGGAAGCACGUACCUCUUGUUGAAUUGGGGCCUUCGAAAGAACGAUAAGCCUCGGCUCAUCACUGCAUUCAACGAGGUGGUGAAACCCUUUUUAGACACGCGUCGUUUCGACAAACUCCUCUGGCGCACCACGUUGCCCCAACAUUUCGUCAGCCAUGAUGGCUCUGGCCUCUGGGCAGCCGCCAAAAAGGUGCGAAAGAAGGUGGAUUUUCGAGGUCAAUGGGCAUGUGGGCCUAUCACAAACGUGCCGGCCUCCAACUGGCGCAACAUCGAGUUUUCCAAGUGGCUGCGGAGUCAACUGGGCCCGGAGGAAGCCAGUCGACUACGGCAGGUGGACGCCAAUGAAUAUUUUGUGGAAAGAUAUGAUUUGCACACUGCACCUGACUGCACGCAUUAUUUAUAUUCCCCAUUUGCAUAUUUCCACCUGUGGGAUGCCUUCCGAGAAGCUUUGAAGAUUUGA
This is a messenger RNA of Cladocopium goreaui, 1207 nucleotides long. The record is from the annotation of a GenBank genome assembly. Lineage: Eukaryota; Dinophyceae; Suessiales; Symbiodiniaceae.